This is a messenger RNA of Lithohypha guttulata, 1029 nucleotides long. RefSeq lists its product as uncharacterized. Bases 1 to 1029 code for a protein of 342 amino acids. The record is from RefSeq and is a predicted model, not a curated record. NCBI's taxonomy places the organism in Eukaryota, Fungi, Ascomycota, Eurotiomycetes, Chaetothyriales, Trichomeriaceae. The transcript is spliced from 3 exons. Gene Ontology annotation, molecular function: transaldolase activity. Gene Ontology annotation, cellular component: intracellular anatomical structure. Gene Ontology annotation, biological process: pentose-phosphate shunt, non-oxidative branch; carbohydrate metabolic process.
AUGGGCUCAUCACCAAACCUGCUUUCCGAGCUACGAGCAAAAACGAUUGUCGACUGCGACACGCUUGACGCGUCUGUGGCAGAAAGUCUUGGCCCGUUCCAAGACUGUACUUCCAACCAAGCUAUCGCAUAUUUCGAGCUUCUAAACACUAGACAUGAAGAUCUUAUUCGUCAAUCUGCUGAUGCGGCAAAGAAAGUAUCUAGCAAGCACCCUGGCAUCAAGCUCGAGGCAUUGGCUGUCGAAAUAUGUAUGAUCAAACUUGGUUUAUUGAUUCUGCCGCAUUUGAAAGGCCGUAUGCACAUCCAAGUCAACCCUUUCGACGCUUACAGCACAUCGCGUACUGUUUCUGCAGCCCAACGGAUUGUUGACAUCUUCGACCAUCUCUCACCAAAUCUGAAUGCAAAGGAUCGUGUUUGUAUCAAGAUCCCGUCAACAUGGGAAGGGUUGCAAGCCUGUCGAACUCUAGAACGCGACCACGGUAUUUCGACCCUGGCCACCACGUUGUUUGCACUCGAGCAGGCUGCUGUUGCGGCUGAGGCCAAAUGCCGGUACAUUGCGCCAUAUGUCAACGAGCUCGCUGUGCACUUCGAGGAAGGGCUUGUAGACCCUUCACCGAAUCACCUUGUCUGUGUGCAAUCUCAGCUCUACUUUCAGAAACAUGGCUAUGCACGAACCGCGACUCUCCCCGCCUCUCUCACCACCAUCGCUGAAUGCAUGUCCUUGAGCGGGGUAAAGCAUAUCACUAUCGCACCACCUCUUCUGCGCGCCUUGAUCGAAACAACCUCCGCUGAUGUAUUGGCCAUCGAUAGCAAUUUUUCCUCGCUGUUCGAGAACGACGAGUGUUUAAGAAAAGUAGAAGCAACGCUACCGGAACAGCCACUGGAUCUGAUCGAUGAUGAGGAGAGGUUUCGCAUAUUGUUCACACGACGAGAUAGUGGUAAACAGGAGAUCAAGCAGGUUAAAGCCAUCAAUAUUUUCGCAGACAUGCAAGUGAAGCUUGAGGAGAUAGUUCGACCAUACCUACAGUAA